UUUAUUGCAUCAUCCAAAAAUAUCAGUCAUACUUUUACUUCAACUUUUUCUCACUUUUCGGAAGCCUUUUUCACUCAAAAAUUCAUUUUAAAAAAUUUUUAAAAAUGUUCAGAUUUAUGCAAAUAUUGCGAAGAGCGACACUUUACACUUAUCGCUUUUUAAUAAAUAUUCCACGUUUAUUUUAUUUUAAACCGUCAUAUCCUUCAUUGAAUUUAAUUGAAAAAUCUGGAAAUUGUGCAAUGCAAGCCAACUGGACUCCAUAUAAAGGCAACAAUGUCGAGCCUCGUCUGCAUUUAUUAAACAGUCUGACUCGAACAAAAGAACCUUUUGAACCUAUUUCUGGAAAACAAGUGAAAUUCUACAUUUGCGGACCUACAGUUUACGAUUCUGCACAUAUGGGACAUGCUAGAGCCUAUUUAUCCUUUGACAUUGUAAGGAGAGUGCUUGUAGAUUACUUCAAUUAUGACGUUCUUUAUGUGAUGAAUAUUACUGAUAUUGAUGAUAAAAUAAUUAAGAGGGCCAGACAAAAAUAUUUGUUCGACAACUAUUUAAAUGAAGUGUCUACAUCGAACGGAAUUGGAAAUCAACUAAAAGAAGCUUUAGACUAUUUUAGAAACAAAAUAUCCAAUGAACUCGAUGUUGAUAAAAAGAAUAUGUACACAAACAUGGCUGAUAAAUUCGCCACAGAUUUGGCUACUUUCGAAGCAAAAUCUUUGGGAAUCUCUAACGCGGGAAACAUUGAAGAAAGCCUUGGAUUAGUCAAGCAACUUUUGGAAUCGUCGAAAGAUGUAAUUUCCGACUGGUUGGAUUCAACAAGUGGGCAUACAGUUGACGACCAUGGAGUGUUUACUAGACUGGCUAGAAAAUAUGAGAAUGAAUUCCUUCAAGAGAUGUCUUCUUUAAAUGUCCUAGAACCAGAUGUUCUUACUCGAGUUAGUGAAUAUAUUCCAGAAAUUAUUGAUUAUGUAAAUAAAAUUAUUGAAAAUGGUUAUGCUUAUGUUUUGGAUGGAUCGGUUUAUUUCAAUACAAAAGCCUUUUCCUGCUCUCCAAACCACAAUUAUGCCAAACUAUUGCCUGAAGCAUACAAAGAUGAGGGAUGUAUAGAAAAACAUUUACGUGAAGGAGAAGGAGAAUUGUCGGUCUGCAAUAAUAUUCAAAAUGUUGAAAAAAUUUCAAAAUGCGAUUUUGCUUUGUGGAAGGCUUCAAAAAAUGGAGAACCUUUUUGGGAAAGUCCUUGGGGGAAAGGUCGCCCAGGUUGGCAUAUUGAAUGUUCAGCAAUGAGUAUGUCUGUAUGUGGAUCAAAGUUGGAUAUUCAUGCUGGGGGAUUUGACUUGAAAUUCCCACAUCAUGAUAAUGAAAUUGCACAGUGUGAAGCAUAUUCUGACUGUGAUCAUUGGGUCAACUUUUUCUUGCAUUGUGGAACACUUAGAAUUGCUGGAUUAAAAAUGUCAAAAAGUUUAAAGAAUUUUAUAACGAUUAAAGAUGCUUUACAAAAAUACACUGCUAGGCAAUUAAGAAUUUUGUUUUUAAUGCAUAUUUGGUCUGAUAAUUUGGAUUACAGUGAUGCUACAAUGGACCAUGUGUUACACUUUGAAAAGCUUUGCUGUGAAUUCUUUUUGAAUAUUAAAGAUAUUAUAAGAAAACAGACGAAGGAAAGUGGAGAAAUUAAUGAGUGCUUCAAAAAAUUCGAUCAACGUGAUAUUGAAGUAUUCAACAAUUUUACUUUGCUCCAAUCAGAAAUACAUUUAGCUUUGUGUGAUUCAAUCGAUACAAGAACUGUUUUGGAAAAAAUUCGUUCAAUAAUUUCUUUAAUAAAUUUGUAUUUAAUUGAAAAACAAGAAGCAAAACCAAAUUGCAAUUUAUUGGCAAAUUGUGCAAAUUAUGUAAUUAAAUUGAUGAAAAUACUUGGAGCUGAUACUGGAUUUAAAGAAUUUAAUUUUCGACAAGAAUCAUCAGAAAAUCAUUGUGUGGAUAAAGAAGCAAUAUUAAUGCCAUAUUUGGAGGCACUAGCCAAUUUUCGGGAGGUUGUUAGAAGUGAAGCUAGGACGUCGAAAAAUAUUAAUAUUUUAAAGGAAUGUGAUCGUCUUCGAGAUGAAAUAUUGCCCAAUCUUGGUGUCAGACUUGAAGACCACACAAAAGAUACUCGAUUAAAAUUAGUCGAUCGAGAAACUUUAAUGCGUGAAAAAGAACAAAAAGAGGCUGAACUUCGAGAAAAAGAAGAAAAGAAGAGACUUUUGGAAAAAGAGAAGGAAGAGAAAAGAAAAAUUAAAGAAGAAAAGAAGCAAAAACAAAGGGAAGCAGCUUCUAAAAAUAAAUCAUAAUAGAAUAAGGUUGACCA
Molecule: messenger RNA, 2338 nt
Organism: Meloidogyne enterolobii
Lineage: Eukaryota; Metazoa; Nematoda; Chromadorea; Rhabditida; Meloidogynidae
Source: the annotation of a GenBank genome assembly